CCGGGGACGGAGGGGUGGGGGUGCGGGGCGCCGCCGCCGCCGUGCGCGAGUGCGUGUGUGCGAGUGAGUGCGUGUGUGCCCGUGCGUGUGCCCGCGCGUGUGCGUGUGCCCGCGCGCGCGCGCCCCGGCGAGUGUGUGCGCUGCUGAGUGUGUGCGUGCGCGCGUGCCGGCCCGCCGGGCUGCGCGAGCGGCAGCGCCAGGGCCGGGGAGCGAGCGCGAGCGAGUUGCGCAGCUGCCGAGCGCGCAGCCCCGCCGCCGCCGCCACCAGCAGGAGCAGGAGCAGGAGCAGCGGCAGCGGCAGCAGCAGCAGCGGCGGCGGCAGCAGCAGCAGCAGCACCUCACUGGCAUUUAGCGAGCGGAGCGGCUAGUUGCGCUGGAGAGAGACGCGCAGGGAGGAGGAGGAGGAGGAAGAAGAAGAGGAGGAGGAGGAGGAGGAGGAGAAGAAGGGGAAGAGGAGGAGGAGGGAGAGGGAGGAGGAGAAGGAGAAGAAGAAGACGAAGAAGAAGAAGAAGAAGAAGAAGAAGAAGAAGACGAAGAAGACGAGGAGGGAGAAGAGAAGGAGGAGGCCACACGGACACCAACUGAAACAAAGUAUUUCCAAACCAGCACCCAACUCCACCUUGUGAGGCUCCCCAGCAUGGCUUCCGAGGAACUCUACGAGGUAGAGAGAAUUGUUGACAAGAGGAAAAACAAGAAGGGAAAAACAGAGUAUUUGGUGCGAUGGAAAGGAUACGACAGUGAAGAUGACACUUGGGAGCCAGAACAGCACCUUGUUAAUUGUGAGGAAUAUAUACAUGAAUUUAACAGACGCCACAAUGAAAAGCAGAAAGAAAGCACAUUAACCAGGACAAACAGGACCUCUCCAAAUAACGCCAGAAAACAAAUUUCUAGAUCUACCAAUAGUUCUUUUUCAAAGACAUCUACUAAAUCUUUAGUUAUGGGUAAAGAUCAUGAGUCAAAAAAUAAUCAACUCUUUUCUGCCACCCAGAAGUUCCGGAAAAACAAUUCACCGUCUCUUUCUGGAAGGAAAAAUAUGGACCUCGCAAAAUCAGGUAUUAAAAUCCUAGUGCCCAAAAGUCCAAUUAAGAGCCGGACAACAGUUGAUGGCUUCCAGAAUGAAAGCCUGGAUAAAAUGGACCAUAUAGAGCAGGAUCAAGAAGACUCUGUAGCACCAGAAGUAGCAGCAGAAAAACCAGUGGGAGCUUUAUUAGGACCUGGUGCAGAGCGUGCUAGGAUGGGGAGCCGGCCAAGGAUACAUCCAUUAGUGCCACAAUUGCCAGUGCCAGUAACAGCCACAAUUGCAUCAGCAUUAACAAUAAAUGGAAAAGCAUCUCCCUGUAUUCUUCCCAGUGUUCUUUACUUCCUAUUUUCUUGUACAUCCACCUUUAUGGAAGCAUUAGCAGCCAAUGGUACAACCAACAUACAGACAUCUGUAACAGGAGUGACAGCCAGCAAACGAAGGUUUAUUGAUGACAGGAGAGAUCAACCUUUUGAUAAAAGGCUACGUUUCAGUGUGAGACAAACGGAGAGUGCGUACCGGUACAGAGACAUUGUUGUCAGAAAACAAGAUGGAUUCACACACAUUUUGCUAUCAACAAAAUCAUCUGAAAAUAAUUCACUAAAUCCAGAGGUAAUGAAGGAAGUCCAAAGUGCACUGAACACAGCAGCUGCAGAUGACAGUAAACUUGUGCUUUUCAGUGCAGUUGGUAGCAUUUUCUGCUGUGGUCUUGAUUUUAUUUAUUUUAUACGACGUUUAACAGAUGAUAGAAAAAAGGAAAGCACUAAGAUGGCAGAAGCUAUUAGGAAUUUUGUGAAUACUUUUAUUCAGUUUAAGAAGCCUAUCAUUGUAGCAGUAAAUGGCCCAGCCAUUGGACUUGGAGCAUCUAUAUUGCCUCUGUGUGAUGUGGUUUGGGCUAACGAGAAGGCUUGGUUUCAGACACCAUACACUACUUUUGGACAAAGUCCAGAUGGAUGUUCAUCCCUUACAUUCCCUCGGAUAAUGGGCCUGGCUUCUGCCAAUGAAAUGUUGUUCAGUGGAAGGAAGUUGACUGCGCAGGAGGCUUGUGCCAAAGGACUCGUGUCUCAAGUGUUUUGGCCAGGAACAUUCACACAAGAAGUAAUGGUUCGAAUUAAGGAACUUGUCACAUGUAAUUCAGUUGUACUUGAAGAAUCCAAAGCUUUAGUACGUAAUAUCAUGAAGGUGGACUUGGAACAAGCAAAUGAAAAGGAGUGUGAAGUUUUGAAGAAAAUCUGGGGCUCAGCACAAGGGAUGGACUCAAUGUUAAAAUAUCUGCAGAAGAAGAUUGAUGAGUUCUGAUGAGAUGCCCGUUGACACUGGAAUUGUAUUUCUUUGGACAUCAGGGCAAGCAAAAUAUGCCCAUCUUAGGAAAACCUAUAUAAACUAACCCCUUGCUCAGCUUGGGAACAGGAGUGGACACCCCCCCCACCUUUUAUUGUCAAGGGGUUUAAAAGUACUGUAUCACUUAAAUUUGAACAAAACUCCUUUCUCCCCGAUUGUUACAUAUAGAUAUAUAUACACACACCUGUGUGUAUGUGUGUGCAUAUAUAUGUCUCUUUUUUUAUAUAUAUAUAUAUAUAUAAAAGGUAGUAUGUGUGUGAGAGUGUGUAUGUAGACACACACACACAAGCUAAAAAAAAAAAGAUAGAGUGCACUACCAAACAUCUCUUUAAAGGCUCUAGUUUUUGUUAUCUUUGGCUAGUACUGUAUCAAAUAGAGAAUGGAUUAAAAAGUGAAUGGUGUUGCAUUAUUUUCUGUGGCAGGGAAGUCUGGAAUCAUGUUUUUCUUUUUCAUUAGAAUACAGAAUUGAAACGGGUAUUAGCCAGCCCUUACUUUCACUGCCCAAUGAGUCAGCUAAGAUACAAGGCACUGUCUCAGAAGAAGGUUAAAAUACCUCAAGUAAUGGAACAUUCUAAAAUUUUUGGGAAUUAAACCCUAAGCUUAAAUCACACGUAUCCCCAAAAAGAGAGUGUGCUCAGGAUUAAUGCUAAGAAAACACUCUGUCCUUUUUUGGGGGGAGGUAUAGAGGGGUGGGAGGAAGGGGGCAGGAAUAUGUUUAAUUCUUACCCAGAUAGCAUGAAGAAACCACUGUCUCUUGGGAAAGGGGAAUAAGGGGAAGUGGGAGGGAAAAGCAAGGGGGAAGGGAAAAAAAAGAAAGAAAAAAAAAAAAAAGCUUGUUUUGCAGUAUUAGUGAAUCACUGAAUAUCUUAUGUAUGAAUAUCCUAAGUUAUAAGUUAGUUUUAGUGGGUUUUUUAAAAGUCUCUCUGGGUUUGGUUGGUUUUUUUUGUUUUGUUUUGUUUUUUGGUUCUUUUUUAAAUAACUACAUAAGUGCUUCUGUUGCUGGGUGAGAAUACUACUUUAUAUACAGUUUGGGUUUUGUUUUCGGUUCUUUUUUUUUUCCUAUUUGCUGGUUUAAUUGAUGUAUUACACCAAAAAUGCAUUUUAUGUUCAUAGGUUUUAGGUUCACUUAGAAUAUAUUAUUUAAUAAGUUAAAAAUCUUUUGGCACACUAUUAAGUAAAAAAAAAAAACUCCUUUUAAAAAAAAAACUACCUUAUAUUAGAUGUUUAAUGUUCUUUGUCUAUGCUUUUUUAUUAUUUUAAAUAUACACUAUAUACAGUAUGGUGUAAGAGUGCCCUGUGUAAAUAGACCUAUUUUGCAUUCCUUUCAGGAGUGGUUAUUGAUUCCUGACCGCAGAUACCUAUUAUUACUUGGGUAUCUGUGCUUGCAAUCUUAAUGAAUGUAUUAUGAAGAAUGAAAAAGAAAUCAAACCUUAUUUUUGUACAGUUUUGAAGUUUUUACUUGGAACUGACCCACCUCCCCUUCCCAGUGGAGAGCUGUACAGUGUGUAAAUCUGCCUUUACCUUGGAUUGGUACAGUAUUUUUGCAUCUGUGGGACCUACUUCUUUGUUCUAGUAGUUUGAACUAUAUAUAAACUGUACAAUCUGUAAAGUUUUUAUAGAAUAAAUAUUCAGCUGUGAAAACUGGUUAAAUAAAACUAAUAUUUCUUAACACAUUUUAAA
Molecule: messenger RNA, 4039 nt
Organism: Falco peregrinus (peregrine falcon)
Lineage: Eukaryota; Metazoa; Chordata; Aves; Falconiformes; Falconidae
Gene: CDYL
Product: chromodomain Y like
Exons: 8
Coding region: 638-2317 (559 amino acids)
Cellular component (GO): nucleus
Molecular function (GO): transcription corepressor activity
Source: RefSeq, a predicted model, not a curated record